Laetiporus sulphureus 93-53 is the source of this 615-nucleotide messenger RNA. RefSeq names its product ferredoxin reductase-like protein. NCBI's taxonomy places the organism in Eukaryota, Fungi, Basidiomycota, Agaricomycetes, Polyporales, Laetiporaceae. Gene Ontology annotation, biological process: ergosterol biosynthetic process. The coding region runs from base 1 to 615 and encodes 204 amino acids. The record is from RefSeq and is a predicted model, not a curated record. Gene Ontology annotation, molecular function: cytochrome-b5 reductase activity, acting on NAD(P)H. The transcript is spliced from 8 exons.
AUGUCGAAGUCGUCCCUCUCAACUUUUGUCGAGUUCAAACUCAAGCACGUCAAGCCCUACAACCACAACACUGCCAAGUACGUCUUCGAGCUCUACAAUGGCCAGGCGUCUCUUCUGCCCAUUGCCUCCUGCGUGGUCGAUGAUGAGCUGAAGCAAGGCGAGAAGCUCACAAUCAAGGGGUCGAUUAUGAUGAUUUUGUAUAAGAUUAAUGAGCAUGACCAAGUGGGCAUGAUCGUGGGCAGUACCGGCAUCACGCCAAUGUACCAGGUCCUAGAAUGCGCGCUCAAAGACCCAUCGAACAAGACCAAGUUUGCGCUCAUCUUCGCCAACAUCAGCCAGCAUGACAUCCUGCUCCACGAAGAGUUUGAUGCAUUGAAGAAGGCACACCCCAGCACGUUCAACGCCAUCUAUACGCUCGACCAGCCUGGAUCAAACUGGAAAGGAUACAAGAGAUUCGUGAACCGGGAGGUGAUCAAGCAGAACAUUGCUUCCACGACACUCGGCGACAAGGUCAAAGUCUUCAUCUGUGUAUAUGGGCAAAUGGUUGAGGAUGAUGGUGGGAUGAAGAAAGGUGCAUGCAUGUACAAUAGCCUGUGUUCAUAUAUAUAUAUGUAG